Chelonus insularis is the source of this 2274-nucleotide messenger RNA. It is a transcript of the gene HisCl1, whose product is annotated as Histamine-gated chloride channel subunit 1. Gene Ontology annotation, biological process: regulation of membrane potential; chemical synaptic transmission; signal transduction. The coding region runs from base 397 to 1782 and encodes 461 amino acids. Gene Ontology annotation, cellular component: neuron projection; plasma membrane; synapse. The record is from RefSeq and is a predicted model, not a curated record. Lineage: Eukaryota; Metazoa; Arthropoda; Insecta; Hymenoptera; Braconidae. Gene Ontology annotation, molecular function: transmembrane signaling receptor activity; excitatory extracellular ligand-gated monoatomic ion channel activity; chloride channel activity. The transcript has 9 exons.
GACCAUGGAUGGCAGCUUUAGUGAAACCUCGAGGAAAACGAGUCAAGUGGAGACUGUCGUGAUUGAAAUAACUUUAGGUCAAACUUUGUAAAAAUAAAAAAAUUUUCAGCGAAUUUUUGUCACGGGAUGAUUUAAGAGUGGAGUUACAUUGUAGUCGAUAACAGAAUAAAAACAUCAAAGUGAAGGAUGAAAUUGAAACGAGCCAAAUGAACCGGACGAGGCUCUUAAUUCUUUAUUGUUAUCAUUCGUUUAAUUGUGACGGAAACAAAUCCAUGAAAGUGAAAGAAAUUAGUCCAAUUAAUCGCUUCCAGUGCGACAAAUCGGGGUAUUAGAUAAUUGAUUCAUGUCAACGACACCGGGAUCCCCACAUCCACAAAUACAAAACUCAAUUAGGGUAUGACGAAGUACUAUCUAAUGUUACUUUGCUGUCUCUACACCCUUGUUGAUAUGGCGUCAUUACAUUUUUCCGAGAAAAUAUGUGAACCGGUACUUUCCACGGAGGUUGAAGGGUGGCAUAUUAAAGUCGAUAGUCUAUCGUCUCGCACGAUUCGACUCUCCGCAAGAAAGCGCGGGUACAGGUUUUUUCCGAAGAUCGAAAGGGGAGAGGACUUGGAGGAGUUUGGCGGCAGAAAGGAGGCCUCCUUAUCAUUGAGAGAUAUUCUGCCUUUGAAUCCAAAGCAGUAUGACAAGCAUAGAGCUCCAAAGUUCUUUGGGCAACCUACCAUCGUUUAUUUCCACGUCACUGUCCUCAGCAUUGAUUCGAUAAAUGAAGAAUCCAUGACUUAUGUGGCUGAUAUAUUCCUUGCUCAAAGUUGGCGAGACUCAAGGCUAAGACUACCAGAGAAUAUGUCUGAAGACUACAGAAUACUCGAUGUCGAUUGGCUGCACAACAUAUGGAGGCCUGAUUGCUUCUUUAAGAAUGCCAAAAAAGUCACCUUCCACGAGAUGUCAAUACCCAAUCAUUAUCUUUGGCUUUAUCAUGACAAAACUUUGCUUUACAUGUCUAAACUAACACUGGUUCUUUCAUGCGCAAUGAAGUUUGAAUCGUAUCCUCACGAUACCCAGAUUUGUUCAAUGAUGAUAGAGAGCUUGUCGCACACGACCCAGGAUUUAAUUUUCAUUUGGAACAUGACGGAUCCAUUGGUAGUCAAUCCUGAAAUUGAACUGCCACAGCUCGACAUCUCCAACAACUAUACGACGGAUUGCACAAUCGAAUACUCAACUGGGAAUUUUACUUGCAUCCAAAUUGUUUUUAACUUACGGCGUAGACUUGGUUAUCACCUCUUCCACACAUACAUCCCCUCAGCUCUCAUUGUUGUCAUGUCCUGGAUAGCAUUCUGGAUAAAGCCUGAAGCAAUUCCAGCUCGGGUUACCCUCGGAGUCACGUCGCUUCUUACCUUAGCAACACAAAAUACUCAAUCUCAACAAUCAUUACCUCCAGUAUCUUAUGUAAAAGCCAUUGAUGUGUGGAUGUCAUCCUGUAGUGUUUUCGUCUUUCUAUCUCUCAUGGAAUUUGCUGUUGUGAAUAAUUACAUGGGCCCUGUUGCAACGAAAGCAAUGAAAGGAUAUUCGGAUGAGGAUCUUGGAGAAUCAAUUGAUGAAUUUAAAACACCAAUGAGACCUGGUUCGAGAAACAGGAGUCCAAUGAGACCACUUACCGUUCAGUACGAUACUUGUUGUCAUGGUCGAGCAACAGCUAUUUACAUAGACAAAUUUUCUAGAUUUUUUUUCCCUUUUUCUUUCUUCAUUCUCAACGUCGUCUACUGGAGUACUUUCCUUUAAUUAUUUUUAUCUUAAAUAUAAAAUUCGCAUUUAAUAACUCAAUUUAAAUGACAAGAGGUACAAUAAAUUAAGCUUUGGUGAGUUUUAUAGAGUUGUUGCUUACAAUUUACUCAGAAACAAUCGUAUAAUUAAUUAUUAUCACGUGAGCUGUAGAAAUAUAAUAAUAAUUUAAAUUAAUAAAAAAUAAACAUAAAAAAGUUUGAUUACCAAAAAUCAUUUUAUAUUAAUCUUUUUCAACUACUCUAUUCAAAGAUUUUUUUUAAUAAUUUAAAUAUGAGAAAAACAAGUGUGUUAAUCAAAGUGGAAAAUAAUAGCUAUUAAACAGAAAUAAAUAAAUCUUAUAAUUUAUUUUAAUAUAUUCAUCUUAUCGUUCUACAUUUGAUCUUUAUAAAUGUGUAAAGUAAGCUUAGUACGUGCUUAAAAUGGUCUUAACCUGUGCUUGACACGUUUUCAUUGAAUAAAAUUAAAACAUAAUAGUCUUAACUUACCGAU